Molecule: messenger RNA, 801 nt
Organism: Aspergillus aculeatus ATCC 16872
Lineage: Eukaryota; Fungi; Ascomycota; Eurotiomycetes; Eurotiales; Aspergillaceae
Product: 6-phosphogluconolactonase
Exons: 1
Coding region: 1-801 (266 amino acids)
Biological process (GO): pentose-phosphate shunt; carbohydrate metabolic process
Molecular function (GO): 6-phosphogluconolactonase activity
Source: RefSeq, a predicted model, not a curated record
AUGGCUGCUUCCGCCCCUAAUCUCUACAGCUUUGCGAAUACCGAUGCUUUGGCCCAGCAACUGAGGCCUUACGUCCUCCGGAUCCAGAACUCCGCCUUGAGUCGUCACAGCACUUUCCGUGUCGCUGUCUCUGGUGGUUCCUUGCCGAAGGUGCUGGCGCAGGCUCUCCUCACGCCUGGAAAUGGGUCCGAAGAAGACACUGCUCAUUUCUCCAAGUGGCACAUUUUCUUUGCCGAUGAGCGCGCCGUACCCCUCGACCAUGAGGACAGCAACUACCGUUUGUUGAAGGAUGAACUGCUCGAUAAGAUUCCAACGGAAUUUGGGGCUCCCACCGUGCAUACGAUCGACCCCGCUCAUGUCAAUGAUGAGGAUCCCCAAGAGCUGGCCGACCUGUAUCAGGAGGACCUCAUGCGCUCUUUUGCGGCCAAAGACAGUGUGAAGUUGCCUGUUUUCGAUCUCAUCCUCUUGGGGUGCGGGCCUGAUGGUCACACCUGCAGUCUUUUCCCUGGCCACGAGCUUCUCAGAGAGAAGGAUGCUUGGACGGCAGCCAUCAGCGACUCACCCAAGCCGCCCCCGAAGCGCAUCACCCUUACUCUGCCGGUGGUCACACACGCUCUCAACAUCGCAUUUAUCGCGACUGGAGGUGGAAAGAAGGAUAUCAUGAAGCAAAUCUUUGAUGCCGAGGAAGGAAGAGACUUGCCGUCCUCAUUGGUCAACCAGGGUGCCGGUGAGAAAGUCAGCUGGUUCACUGACCAUGCGGCCAUUGAGGGCGUCGCCUUCCCCAGACGUGGCAGUUUGUAG